Messenger RNA from Ostreobium quekettii, 990 nucleotides. NCBI's taxonomy places the organism in Eukaryota, Viridiplantae, Chlorophyta, Ulvophyceae, Bryopsidales, Ostreobiaceae. The record is from the annotation of a GenBank genome assembly.
AUGUUCCAAAAGGGAUCUGCGCUCGGGCGCCCGCCCUUGGGCGGCGGCUGCGUCCGUCCCCGUCGAGGCCUCAACGGCCGAACGCUGCGAAUCGCCUGUGCCCUGAAGCCGGAGGACGCGCAGAAGCGGAAGGAUGGCAAGGCGGCCGGCAGGGCGCCUCGCGACGGUGACGCCCAACCGGGGAGCAGCACCUCUGAGCCUGUGGUACCAGAAGUGUUAGAACCAUCCACAAGUGGACGCCCAGGGCAGGGAACCAAUGGAGUCACCAUCGAAGCCGAUUUUGAAGACACUUUGGAUGGUCCUGCUGCGCGCCGUGCAGCCAUCAUUAUGGAAAUUGUGAAUGCUGGAGGAGAGAUAGAGGACAAGAUCAAACAGCACAACGAUGAAAUUGAUGAGGAGUUGUUGGAUCUUCUGUUCAAAAGGAUACAGUUGGCACGUGAGUAUGGGGAGUCAAUGGAGUCUAUCGAGGGCCUGAUGACAAUUUGGAGGCGCUUGCGCGCUGAGUGCGAUCGCAAGAACUCCACACCAGCGAUGCGCCUGCUGGAUGAAGCCCUGUCCUUGAUAUCGGCUGAUAUGGGGGGAAGCCGAGAGGACCGGUUGGAGAUGGUGUCUGACCGACUGGAAGCUGCAUUCACUGGCCCACAGUCGCUCCCCGUUGACAUCUUUGGGGUUGCUGCAUCCCUGGCAGAGGGGGAAGAGCCCCCUGAGGAACUUGUGCAGGAGUGUGUGGCCCAGGAUGCGUUUGUCAAGGAAGUGGAGGCACUCCUGGAUACUGCCAAGAAAGAGUGGCAAGAAAUGGAGAGAGUGCUGCAAAGAAUGAAGGCAGACCUGGAGACCAAUGGCUUAAGCGGUGACGACAGGAGGGCACUUGAGCAGGAGGUGGACCGACUGAGCAAGGCAGCUAUCGAUCAGGAAGUCGCGCUGAUGGAUGUUGAGGAGAUUGUUGGGUGUGCCAGAGAUGUUCUGGUCUGGCCUCCCAGGGCCGACUAG